AUGCAAGUCACCUUCGCCCUGUCAAAUUUGACAGGACGAGGAAAGACUUGGGCCUUAGGGCUCAAGCUUCACAACCCGAACGUGUUUGAGUCGUUAGAGUUCUUGAGGUCUCGGCUCAAAGAGACGUUUGAGCCGCCGAGAGCUGAGUUCAGAGCACGCUCUGCACUCUUGAGGCUCAAACAAGAUAAGUGUGGCGUGCACGCUUACGCACAACACCUACGCUACAUUAAGAGUAGCGUCACGGAAAACCCUGUUGAUGAGCACACGCUCAUCAACGCGUUCAUCUACGGUCUUGUAGAUGGGUCAGUGAAGACCUACAUGUUCCGAGAGGACUUUCAUACGCUGGAAAAGGUGAUAGCGUAUGCGGAACAAGAAAAAUUCAUCCUGAGACAGUCUAAGGCUAACUCGUCAAACUAUCGUCCGAAGAGGCGACAGGAAACAGGAGGUCCCGAGCCCAUGGACCUCUGUUAUAUCGAGAGCGAGAACUCUCGCUCUCUGAGUCACAAGCGAACGGCACGAUGCCAUUGCUGUCAGAAGAUUGGACACUACGCUCAUGAUUGUAGUGUCCCAAGCACCGCAUCACGUCGAAAGACAGGACGUGACGACCGCCUUUGGCCGAGGAAAGGUCCAAGGUGCGGGUCCGACGUGCUGUCGCUAAACCGCGGCAGCAAGUCGGACCGCCAAACAACGGCCAGGGUCAGUUGGGGCGGAGCACACUGCUGA
Peronospora matthiolae is the source of this 723-nucleotide messenger RNA. The record is from the annotation of a GenBank genome assembly. Lineage: Eukaryota; Oomycota; Peronosporomycetes; Peronosporales; Peronosporaceae.